UAGUAGGUGGCAGUAAUGCUGGUGCGCCAUUAUCGGUAUCACCGGCAAAACAAGAAGAACAUCAACUCUAGUUAUCAGCUGGAAACUAUUGUAGUUACCCAGUUACCAGCGACCAAUUAGCAAUAAACACAAGUACAACAGCGAGCUAACGUGACAGUCAGGGUAUUCUGUAGGCGAUCUAGACAAUUAUGGAUGUAUUGCGACCUGUGCUCAUUAAUAUUAAUGGAAGGAUUUACAGGAAAAAUACUGUUAAAGAAGAGCAUUAUGAAGAUGAAGAGGAAGAGACUUUCUCAUACCCUACACAAGCCACUGAUGAGUGCAUGGAUGAACCUUGUGAUUCUGAUAAAAUUGAGCAGACAGACAAGGGCUUCCGGUGUGCCAUAGACAUCCCAAGUGUUCUUUACAAGUACAUAAUUGGAAAGAAAGGUGAGACACGGAAACGCCUGGAAUCAGAGACUCAAACUUCAAUCAGCAUUCCCAAACAAGGAGUCGAAGGACAGAUAGUGAUCACAGGUUCUCAAAAGGCAGCGGUUGCUUCGGCUGUAACACGCGUUGAGGUUUUGAUCGAGAGUUUUCGCAGGAAGCAGCCGUUCACCCACUUUUUGUCCUUUGCUCUGAACCAGACACAGGUUCAGGAGGGCUUUCAGCGCUUUAAAGAGAAAGUAAUCCAGCACUGUUCACAGGAUAUGGGAGUGGAUGAGAGUAUCUUUCAAAAUCCAGCUAAGCUGCACCUCACCAUCGAAACUCUUGCCCUUCUGAACGAACAAGAAGUAAUGCAAGCAUCUGAGCUUCUACAGCAGUGUCAAAGCUUUAUCAGAGACAUAACAGAAGGAAAGCCUUUGGCUCUGAAGGUAAAAGGAAUAGAGUAUAUGAAUGAUGAUCCCUCCAUGGUGGACAUCCUGUACGCCAAAGUCAACGUUCUGGAUGGCUCUGACAAGUUGCAGCAGAUAGCAGACAUGCUAGUGGAGAGUUUCGUAGCAUCAGGGCUGAUGGUGAGAGAGUGGGAGAGAGUGAAACUUCAUGCCACUGUUAUGAACACGCUGUUCAGGAAGGAUCAGUCAGUGGAUGAUAAAGCAGGUCCAAGAAGGCAGAACGUAAAAGAUCGAGAAGCUUUUGAUGCCAGAAACAUUUUGGAGAUGUUUGGGGACUUCGAUUUUGGAGAAUGUCAGCUGGAUUCAGUACAACUCUCUCAGAGAUACUCUUCAGACUGUACAGGAUACUACUCAUCUGCUGGUCAUGUGACUUUCUCUUGACCAGCCUUACCUGUGAAUACACACUCACAAGCACAAUCUAAAGAAUAAGAUAAACUCAUAGUGAGUAUUCUUUAUUACAGCGAGUGCAUUUUCCACUAUUGUGGGUAUGGAACUGCUAAAACUGCUUCAUGGACUAAUCAUUCUGGUCGUUUAUCGAGUGCAGUAGUAGCUGCAAUAAUUCAGUUAAAUACGUCAAAAACGUGACUUCACCAACCUACUGGUUACCUAUCUGACACAUCAUUAGGUUUACAGUAAAGAGUUCUGCUGUUGUGAAUAAAGGUUUAUCACAUCAAAAA
Messenger RNA from Trichomycterus rosablanca, 1549 nucleotides. It is a transcript of the gene ascc1, whose product is annotated as activating signal cointegrator 1 complex subunit 1. Lineage: Eukaryota; Metazoa; Chordata; Actinopteri; Siluriformes; Trichomycteridae. The coding region runs from base 189 to 1253 and encodes 354 amino acids. Gene Ontology annotation, biological process: regulation of DNA-templated transcription; DNA alkylation repair. Gene Ontology annotation, cellular component: nucleus. The transcript is spliced from 11 exons. The record is from RefSeq and is a predicted model, not a curated record. Gene Ontology annotation, molecular function: RNA binding.